Messenger RNA from Mytilinidion resinicola, 363 nucleotides. RefSeq lists its product as uncharacterized. The transcript has a single exon. The coding region runs from base 1 to 363 and encodes 120 amino acids. Lineage: Eukaryota; Fungi; Ascomycota; Dothideomycetes; Mytilinidiales; Mytilinidiaceae. The record is from RefSeq and is a predicted model, not a curated record.
AUGGCGAACAAUCAGGCAGAGCAAUCCAGCAAGGGCAAUGGAAAUGACGGUAGAUCCAGCGGCGCAGAGAGCAUGAGCUUUUCGGACACCCUGGACUCCUUCCCAAUGCCGCCAAACCAUCGCAGCCGCCGAUUUGGGAAGAGCAAGGCCAUCGUCGUUGGGGAAGACGUGGAGGAUGCGGAGAACCUCAGAAAGGAGGAAGCAACGGGAGAGAAUAAGGAAGAAGAGAAUGAGGAAAAGAAGGCCGAAGUUGAAGAGAUGGAGAAAGAUGAAGAAAUUGAAAAGAAGAACAUGGAAGACGGAUAUGAAAGCGACGACGAGAAAGAUGGAGUCAAAGAACCAGCAGUCGAAGGCGACCCAUAG